Molecule: messenger RNA, 231 nt
Organism: Protopolystoma xenopodis
Lineage: Eukaryota; Metazoa; Platyhelminthes; Monogenea; Polystomatidea; Polystomatidae
Source: the annotation of a GenBank genome assembly
AUGCGAACAUUUACUCUUUUAUUUAUCCUCAACCUCUUUACAGGCGGUGCUGCUGGAGCCGUUUCGCGGAUCACCGGUACUUUAGGCAAGGGCAUUGCAGCUCUAACGCUGGACGAUGAUUAUAUGCGCAAGCGUCGCGAACAACUUGCCAGACGGCCUGACACUCUUGGUGCUGGUCUGGCUCAAGGCGGUCGCGGCCUUUUUAUGGUUAAUUAUGCUUUUAUGGGUUAA